This is a messenger RNA of Paramecium pentaurelia, 5025 nucleotides long. NCBI's taxonomy places the organism in Eukaryota, Ciliophora, Oligohymenophorea, Peniculida, Parameciidae. The record is from the annotation of a GenBank genome assembly.
AUGAAUAAUAGGAAGACUCUAUUUGAGUAUUCAAAAUGGGAUCUAUGGAUUCAUUCCUUAAAGAUGUCCAUUUAUAACCUUACACAUAAUUUACUAUUAAAUAGUGUUGUAACUGUACAUUUAUACAAUUUUCUAAUUUUAUUGGAAACCAUUCAAAUGGUAAUUAAAAUCAUUAUAAUUUUAAGGUCUACUAUUCAAUACAUCCUAGCUUUGCAUUCCUUUUUCAAACACCCAUUUUCAAAUAUUUCCGUUUAAUUCUAUCCUAUUUCUAACCAAAUGAUGUAUUAAGUAAAGGACAAAUAGAAAUAUAGUUGGCACUUUUAUAUAUAGUAAUUCAAAUCACCUAUCAAGGUAUUCGCAGUAUAAUUACUCAUGAUCAUAUUGAAGAUAGUGAUCUUAUGUAAUUUGAAAAAGCAUACUACAUUUUAUAUCUACACAUAUAGACUUAUAGCAUACUUUGGAGUAUUUUUCAACACUAUCCUAUUGAUUCCAUUUACUAAUGUUUACAUUGCCAUACUAUAUUGUGUGAAUUCCAAUUUUGAAUGCUAUGUCGGAGCUUAUUAUGCUCAUUUUGUAUUUUCUGUAAAAAUAUAUGUUCUAAAUAUAUUUAGUUUUUGGGAUUAUUCAUGCAUUUUAUUCAUAUUGUUUACUUCAAUUUGAUUUUCAUGGAAUAGAAUCCAUUUUCUACUAUACCAUUUGCUAGCCCUUAAUAAAGUGCCACAUUGAUAAAACAAAUAAUUAAAAUAGUAUUGCCUAUUUAUACCAUAUUCGAUUAUUAAGGAUCAUUAGAUAGAGUAUUCAUAUCAUUAUUAUGUUUAUCAUACAUCUAUCUAAAUGUCCAAAGAUUCAAGUAACCCAAAUAUUAUAAUAAAUGGGUUGCCUGGGUUUCAAUAAUAGAAGAAGUCACUUUGUUAUGGAUAACACUUGUUAGUUUCUUUACAGCCUUCAUUAAUUAUGAUUAGGCUGAAGACAUAGGGUUUUUCUAUAUGAUAAUAGGUAUUCCUUUGGUAGUUCUAGUUUACUUUCACUUGUUACAUUUAUAAAAUAAGAAAGUCUUAUCAAUUCUAUUUAGAAAUAUAGAAAGAGAUAUAGAGGCUGAGAUAUAUUUGAUAGCAGUAAUAAAAUUGAUAAGACAGAGAAAAAAGAUAUGGUCUAGAAUGUUAUUGGAAGGGAAAUUGAGAUUACAUUCAAAAGCAUGUUAAAAUAAGGAAUGUAUUUGUAAGGCAUUGAUGCUUGAAAAUAUAAAGGAAGAGGAGAUUGAUUAGUAUUGGUAUAAAUUUUUAGGAUUUUUAUUGAAUGAAAUGAGAGAGAAAUUCAAUAAGAGUUGUAGAAUUAAUCUUUUAUAUGCAUUUUUAUUGAAUGAUUAAUUAAACAAUCAUUUUAAAGCAUUAACAGAAAUGAUGUUUGCUGAAGAUAAUAAACCAUCAUUAUAGGAAGAAUUGGCUAUGUAUCAUUAUAAAAACAUUAUUUAAUAAAAAUUAAAAGAUAUGGAAUAGAAAACAAAUGAAAAUAAAGGAAUUGAUGUUAAUGGAAUAAUGGUAUUUUAAAAUACAUUUAUAAUAUUUUUGAAUGCAGUAGAGAAGACUGUAAAUUAUCAUAUUGAAUAUUGGCGUGAAUUAUUAGAAACUAAUCCUGAUAUUUUAAAAUUGAAAGUAGUUGGAUCUAAAAUAACAAAGAAAUUAGAAUAGACAAUGAUUUAAUAUCAGAAAUUACAAGAAUUGAAUUCUAAUCAUAUAAAAUUUUUAACCAUUUAUGGUAAUUUCUUAAAGGAAAUAGUUAAUGAUGAGGAUGAAUCAAAUAGAAUUUUAGAUAGAGUUUAAAUAUUAAUAAAAUAAUUUUAGAAUAAUAAGAUACAUGAUUAAAUAAGAUUAAAAUAUGGAGAGAAUGCUAAUACAUGUAUAAUAACAUGUUCAGGUAAUUUUAAUAAUAUGGGAGUGGUUACUAAUUGUAAUAAUGAAAUUACACGUUUAUUAUAAUUUAGCAAGAGUGAUAUUAUGGGUAUUAAUAUCAAUUGUAUUAUGCCAAAAAUAUAUGCAAGUCAUCAUGAUUAAUAUAUGAUUGAUUAUAUAGAAUCUAGUAAACCAAAAGUAAUGGAUAGAGAGAGAAUCUUAUGUUGCAUAAAUUCAUAAUAAUAUUUAGUACCAUGUUCUUUAAUGAUUAAAAUACUUCCAAAUUUAGAUGAAGGUAUAAAGAUGGUUGGAUUCUUAUAAGAUUAUAAUAAUUAAUAGGAAUCAAAUGAAGAAUGGCAUUAUAUUAUAGUUGAUGGAUACACUCAAACUAUUUUGGGUAUUACUUAAUCAUGUACAUAAAUAUUUGGAAUUCCAUAAUCUAUAAUGACUAAUAAUACAUUCAAAUAAAAAUUUACAUUUGAUGUACUUUUUCCAAAUGUAGAAGAACAUAUUAAUAUGGAAGAUGGAAUUUUGACUUAUUUAGAUACUACAUAAUUAUAAGAAGAUUAUUUAUAAGGAAUAGGAGAAAGUUAGAGUGAAAUAUCUGUUGAAGAUGAUGAUGAUUAAUUUUGUGAAUUUCCUCAUGAUCCAUUAAGAUCAUCAAAUGAUACAAGAAUAUAAAGAUAUUUAUUAAAACCAGUGGAAUUAAAAUAAUAAGAUUAAGUUUCUGAUACACCAAGUCCAUUAUUUAAUAGAUUUUAAACUGUAGAUUUUAAGAAAAAAAAGAAUGAUAAAUUACAAAGAUAUAAAAAGUAUAAAAUAAAAUUAGUAUUAUGUGAUUAAUUAAAAAUUGGAGAAUAUAAUUUAUAAACAAUUAAAUUUAUGUGGAUUAAAGAAGAUGAAUAGAGUGAAUAAAUAAUGAAAAUGGAUUCAAUGAAUUCAAAAUAAAAUUAAAAUAAUCAAGAUAAUAAAAUUAGUGAUCAUUUAUAACCUGUUAUUGAAGAUGGUAAUUCUAGUAGAUCAUCUAGAACUGAAAAUAAUCAAAAAGAAUUAAAAGAAUUCAAAUAAAUGAUAUCAUCCAAAACUUAACCUAGAUCUAUAAUCAUUUUAAAACGUACAGUUUGGUUCAUUAUGAUACUAUUAUUAACAUUAAGUACUUUAAUUAUGGCUUAUAGAGUCAUUUAAAGUAAUGAUGUUAAAGAAGGUGUUAAUGCUAUUUAUUAAGGUUAUUAUAGACAUAAUAUUAUAUCUGAUGUUGUUUACAAUGCUAGAAAAUUAUAAUUAAUUUAUAAUAAUACUUAUGAUGAUGAUAUGUAAAUAGUUAAAUCAGAUUUAUAAUAUUGGGUUAAUUCAUUAUAAUAACUACAAUAUGACUUAAUUAAUGUAAGACUAAUUAUGGAAAAUAGAAAAGGAAAUUAAAUUUAACCUUAAAAGUAUACAACUAAAUUUUUAAUGUCUAAUGGAUAAGAAAGUAAUUAAGAUUUAUUAUUUGAUGAUGCUAUGAUGUAUUUUAUUACUUCUGGUUCUUAAUUAGAUAAUGCUUCCAAUGAUUCAUUUAUAUAAUCUUCAAAUAGUGGUUAUAAGAAUUUCUAUUUUCUAAUCAAUAAUGGAUAUUAUGUAUUAAGAAAUGGAUCAGAAAACAUAGCUAACAAUUUCUAUGAAUUUUAUUCUAAUCUUAUUUAAGAUUACUUAAUAAAAUUCUUGAUUAUUAUGAUUAUUGGUAUUGCAUUCCUCAUCAUUUCCUCAUUAGUCUUAAUUCCAAUUGUUUCAUAAGUACAUGAUACCAAUAAUAAAGUAUUAUCUCUAUUUGGUAUCAUACCUGUAAAUGAAUUAAAAGAUUUGGUCACUAAAUGUGAAUAGUACUUAAAGAAUUUCUUAAAUGAAUAAGGAGAUUCUCAUAAACACACUAAAGUAUAAGAAGCAUAAAUUACUCAUUAAAAUAUUAUUCAUACAUCUGGACAUGGAGAAUAACCAUUAAUAAAUAAGGAACAUUAAGAUAAAUAAGAAAGUAAUGAAGAUGAUGCUAGCAAACUCAUUUAAAAACCUUAAAAAUUAUUAUCAUCAGGACAUCAAAGUGUAAGUCAUGUUAAAUAAUUAUCAAAUUUAACUUCUGAUGGUUAACCUUAAAUUCCUAUUCCUAUUUCUUAAGGUGCUACUAAACAUGAUUUAAAACAUUCAUAAAAGAAAUAAUAAUAAAAGGAGGAAGAAAAAGAUGAUGAUUAAGAAAAUUUAAAAGCAAAUAAAUUAUUGAAUUCUUAAGGAAGUCAUAAAUGUGCUGUAACUGUUUAAUUUAUAUUCUUUGCACUACUAUUUAUUUCAUAUUUUGUUUUAGAUAUUAUAUUAGAAUCCUAUUUCCUCAAAGAAACUUAAAAUAUAUUUGAUCAUCUUAAAAAUAUAGAAGAUAGACCCAUUAAUAUCAAAUAUUAUAUGUAUUUGUCAAUUGAAUAAUUGUUAUUAGAAGAUCCCACUUCUUUAGAUACAUAUAAGAAUGUCUUUCAAAACAGAUAAUCAGAAAAUGAAAGAAAUAUAUCUAUUGAAAUUUAAUAAUCUCAUCCAUCAUAAUUUGAUUCCUAUUUUUCAUUAUUAGCUGGUAUUUCAUUUAAUAGUCUAUGUGAUUAUCCAUUUACUGUUAAUUAAUUCACUUUAGUAGGCACAACUUGUAUGGAAGUAUAGGCUGGACUUUUAUAAUAAGGAUUAAAAACAACAAUAGCUUCAGUUGCAUUAACAUCAAAUGAUAUGUUAGCUAAAUGGUCUUUAAGUGAUAAAACAUAUGAUGAUUUAUCCUAAACUUUGAAAGAAUAUUAUAAAAAACUAGACACUAUUAUGUAAUAUGUAUCUAAUUGUUGCUAUUAUCUAACUUUGUAGUAUUAGGAAUCUACUUUAGAUUAUCUAUCAUAUUAGGAAAUGAUUGAAUAAGUUAAAUUUUCUGUGUUUCUAAUUAUUAUGUUCUUUGUAUUCAUCUUUUGCAUGACUCAAUACUAAAAUAAUUUGAGUGAAUAAAUCUGGGAAACUAAGGUACUCUUAUUCGUGAUUAUUACAGGGCUUAUUGAAUAUGAUACCUUUAGAGAUUAUUGCCAAGUAUUAACAUCUGAAGGAACAAUUUGUAGGAGGGGAAAUUCUUAAAGCUGUUCAAUGA